AUGUUUUUGUCCCGUUUCUGGGUUUUUGUUUCAAUGAUUCUAAUUGCCACCUGUUGUUCGCGCAUCGAUGGUUUUUGGUUCUUCUCUUGUCCCCAUGGUAACGGUCUUGGACACGCCGGUGAUGUUUGCUCAGCUUUCUGUCGUUGCCAUCCUUCAAACACUUGCGAGGCGGGAAUACAGAAAUGCGCGCCACCUGGAAGGUACAGAGACCGCUGUCAUGCGACGAGACCGUGCGCGACUGGGCUCAGUUGUCAUCCGGGAGUUCAGAAAUGCUUCCACGUGCCUCGUCGUCAUGGUGAACCGUGUGUAAUGGGUUAUGCAUGUGGCAGCGGGCUUUCUUGUGAGCCAGGAGUUCAGGUUGGUUAAACCAAACAGUACCUUACUACAAGGUAGAACUGGCAGGUUCAAUUCUUUCAAUUUGAAUCUAAUUUAUGAGAUGAAAUAAUUUUUCAGGCCUGUUUUCACCAUCCUCGCCAAUACGAGGAGCCUUGUUCUGCGGGAUAUCCCUGUGCCCCGGGACUCAGCUGCCAACCAGGUUAUCAGAGAUGCUUGCAUCACCCGAGGCUGGAAAAUGAGAGAUGUUCAGCAGGAUACACAUGCGCUGAUGGUCUGGACUGUAGACUGUGCGACAAGCCAUAUGCUACUUGUCAGCUGUCACGCGUACCCUCUUUGACAGAGCAGGUACUGGGUAUUCAUAUACAGAAUUAAACUUAUAUGAUUUGCAUAACAAUCAUAUGUUUGAAAAAAGUACAUCGAUGAUAAGGUAAUGAGCUUCAAGGCAGCUGGUUUUCGAGAAUUUGAAUUACAAAGAGAAAUCGUAAAGACUGGACCAAGGAAAAUAUUACAUAGAUCCAAAAUAUGUAUUCAUCGAUUGCACGUGUUCCCUAGGACUAUGGCAGACCCUUUAACAAAGUGGCAUUCCUUGUUACCCAUAACUCCUUUUCGCAUUCUCCAAAUUUUGCUGUAUGGGCACGCAAUCAACGUUUUAGCGUCAGUCAGCAGUUAAAGGAUGGUGUGCGUGGUUUCAUGUUAGACAUAUAUCCAGGUAAAAUCACCUCACACCUUGUUUUGUUUUGCUUCUUUGAUGUUUUCUUUGUUAGACACAUAGGGAAAAGAACGAUGAGGUAGCUAAGACAUUCACAGACAAAGGAAAAUAUCCCGUAAAAUCUAAGCUUGAGUGUUCUCGUUGUUCUUCUUCGUUACUUUCCUCUUUAGGGUGGGGCGCGGCGGAGGUUCGUCUUUGCCACUCGUCUUGUUUCUGGAGUGGUUCAACAGACUUGUUAAGCACACUGAUUGAAAUCAGAAAAUUCCUGGAGAGUGACAUCCGAGUGGUCAUUACAAUUAUCUUUGAGGAUUACUUAAAAAACCCCACGAUCUUGAAAAACGUUUUUGACCAGGCAGGAAUUUCUCCGUAUGUGCUACUGAAGGACAAUUGGGGUGACGGGUUCACCGAUUGGCCCACUCUAAACGACAUGCGCAGACUAGGUAGACUGGUUGUGUUCAACAAUAAUGGCCUUCACGGAUUCCCUUAUACUGAGUUCAACAUGUGGAGAUAUGUUAGAGAGAACCGCUAUGGAACCCCAAGUAGAAAAAAGAGGGUAUGUUCUCGCGUGAAAGUUUUAUACCAAACUAACAAUUCACUAUCAAAUAUGCAAGGGAAAAAUCUGUACACGAGUCAAAUGGCCCACCCAGGCGGAGUUUAUCCCGGUUUCAAUAGCAAGAAGCGACUCAGAGUAUUAGCACUCUUUCCUGGACGGGAUGUUAGUUCAUUGCAAGGUUACCCCCCAGCAUUUCAUCAAGUUUCCCGGACAAUUUGCCGGUACCCAUUUAUACUCCUGGGUAAAGAGAGGUGCUGUGAGACCCGGACCUCUGGACAAUGAACCAUCAUAGGGUUUAGGGUUAGGGUUACCCGGAGUCAGUAGUGCACUAGGGCCACCGUGUCUCCCACCCCUAGCGAAGAUACAAAUUUCUCUUAAAAUGUACAGUUACUGUAGAGAGUGGACUCCUAAGUUCUGCUUGACACCUCUUGACUGUUGGAAGGUUUGAUAAUUUUGUCCCUUUUUUUUAGUAACCUUUUGUCUCUUUCGUCUUACUCGUUGUCACAAUGGGUUUGUAAGUUAAGCACAACAAAUGAAAUCUUUUCUUUUUCAACGUGCCAUAAAAUCUCGUGCAGGAAAUUGUGUUUCGGCUGAACUUUCUCAGAUCUUAAUUUCUCUUUUUCGAAGACCUCGUUUUUCGCUGAUCUCUGUUUGCUCCUUAAAGGAAUGUGUAGACCGCGGAGAGUCUCGGUGGAAUGUUGACUGGAAUGACCACUGGAGCCUGGUGUUGGUAAAUUGGUUUAAUACCCUGGCCAAUCCUCUUCAGCCAUGUCUUAAUUCUUUCGAGGAGAUAAGAGAGAAGUUAAACACUUGCCAUGACAAAUUUGGUUAUUGGGCAAAUUUUAUAGCGGUCAAUUAUUACACCGCAGGCUCAGGAGGCGGAGCUUUUCAAGCUGUCAAAUGGCUGAAUAAUAAGUUCAAGGGUAAGUGAAGGUCGGGGGUAAUUGUUAAUUGGGUAUCGUGCUGUUUGUUUUGAUGACAUAAAAAGUAUGGGAGGUUCAAAUUUAUUUAAGGUUUUCAUAUUCACCUUCAACAGCUACCCUUGGGUCUGGAGCUGAAGUCGUGCCGAUGCCUGCUAAUCGCUAGCGUAGGCGAAAUAAUUUCAGUUGAAACACUCUUGUCGCUGUGACAGGUUUCCGAGACCCUCCUUUUUCCUUUGCCAGAUAAAUUACUAAAAGAUUUCGUCUCCACUAAGUCUAACAAGCCUCUGUAUCGAGCACUGAUAAAAAAAAAUGAUAAAAGGUUAAAAAACAUUUCCUUAUUUUCUUGACACGCCUGUUAGAAAUUUGCUUUUAUUUCUUGAUCGAUAAUCUUAGCUGAGAUGAUUUGACCUUCCCUUGUAAUAAUUUUACCUAACGCCUGGUUUGAUUUUACCCAUAAGCCAUGAAAGCGCGCUCUGAAAUUUGAAAUCGUUCGUCUUCCUUUAUGUCUGUAUUUAGGGGAAACUUCAGUCUCAAAGAUAAGAAAAGCAUCACUUAUUCCAUUCCCUGACAUGGUCACUCAUUGGGAUACAGCCAAUCAACAGCGUCAGACGAAACCCAUUCCAAGGCAAGACAUGAUUGACGGACCAGGGUAUGGUAAAGGGUUUCACACCCUGUCAGAUGUUCUUUCUCGUAUACUGAAACACCGUCUCUUUAAAUGGGGAGAAAGAAAGAACACAACUAAAAUCAUCAGCAUUGCUUCAGCAACAAAUAUCACGGCUUCAAACGCUUAUAUGGCUUCACAAGGGAAGAUUUCAUCAAAUGAAAAACAUAGCCAAGAUAGUCAGCUCGGGAAAUUAUCGACAAUAUUUCAAGAUUUUGGAGGAAAUGAUACAUUUUUGAAACGAAAUGAUCCUUUAAGAAACCAUAGAAUCCAAAUUAACCACGAUUUGAGAGAGACAACACAAUGGAGAGUUUCCCGAUCAAGG
Pocillopora meandrina is the source of this 3507-nucleotide messenger RNA. NCBI's taxonomy places the organism in Eukaryota, Metazoa, Cnidaria, Anthozoa, Scleractinia, Pocilloporidae. The record is from the annotation of a GenBank genome assembly.